Xyrauchen texanus (razorback sucker) is the source of this 1753-nucleotide messenger RNA. RefSeq names its product tetraspanin-10 (gene tspan10). Lineage: Eukaryota; Metazoa; Chordata; Actinopteri; Cypriniformes; Catostomidae. Gene Ontology annotation, cellular component: membrane. Bases 158 to 1189 code for a protein of 343 amino acids. The transcript is spliced from 3 exons. The record is from RefSeq and is a predicted model, not a curated record.
CCCUCUAAUCCUCAGUACUGUGACUCUCACAUGAUGCUGGUAUGCCUUGCCACGGCCCACUCGCUCUGUGUAUCACUCCCUUGUUCUGUCUUCUCAACUGACCAACACCAGAGCAGUCUGGAGUACAUACAGAGUCAUCUCCCGUUAUUUGGGAGACAUGGGGCAUCUUUCGUCUUUUAGGAGAUUUCUCUUUUUCUGGGAUCGGAGGAAUAAUUUCCAGAAUGGAGAAAAAAGGCCUCUCAUAUCAAAGGGAGACGUGAAAGCAGGGGGUAACUCAUCCGUCUUGUAUCGGGGAACUGACGACAGUUCGGGAAGUCAAACCAGCUCGAAUUCCUCCAACCAUGUAGGUCCAACCAAAGGAACAUCAUGGAACAUCUUCAGCUCACAUGGACCCGGUUCGUCCAGUUGGAGCGACUAUCUGUUGAAGUAUCUCCUCAUUACAAGCAACCUGCUCUUUACUGUUCUUGGUCUGGUUACACUAGUAGUCGGACUCUGGGGUCUGAUCAAUAAAGAAUCAUUUGCUCAGGAGAAGAUCAGCGGUAUUGGGACGGACCCCAUGCUCCUCUUCACAUUCCUUGGUAUUACCGUCGCUCUACUGAGUUUGACAGGUUGCGUAGGGGUGUUGCGGGAGAAUCUGUGUCUUCUCCGGAUCUUCUCAACUGCUGUGCUGCUCCUAGUGGUGGCUCAGAUACUGGCAGCGAUCAUGGUGUACAGCUUGCAAGGCCAGAUCGUGGAGUAUUUGCGCUCAGGCAUGCUGGCUGCUGUGGUGCGGUACCAGGACGAUCUGGACCUGAGGUUCAUCACUGAUGAGAUCCAGACCGGUCUACAAUGCUGUGGGGCAGAUACAUACAGAGAUUGGGAAAUCAAUGUAUAUUUCAACUGUUCAGCUCCUGGGGUCCAGGCCUGUGGUGUGCCACCCUCCUGUUGUGUAGAUCCUCUGGAGAACGGGACCGUAUGGAACUCCCAGUGUGGAGUAGGUGCCCUACAGCUGGACGAGUUCUCCGCCCAGAGUGUCAUCUUCCUGGGCGGCUGUUUGGGCAGCAUCUCGCGCUGGAUAGAGCACCAUGGUGAAGUCAUUGGCACAGUAGCUAUAGUUCUGCUGGGAGUCCAGAUCCUCACUUUGGUCAUAACGGCACGUCUGCUGCAGAAAAUACACUGGAACAGAGCGCAACAUGAUGUAUAUUCAUAAUGACUGCAGUAUCACUGAAUGUUUUCAAUAACACAAUAUUGUGCCAUAGUGGUUCUCAAACAUCCUGGACUUCAUUUGCAUUGGAUCUUGAGAUUUUAAACUAUUGUUUAUACUUUAGAAAGUCUAGUUUUACCAUGGCAUGUACAGUACAAAUCUUGAAAGCAAUACAAGGUUUCUGCCUGUUAUUGUAAACAAUAGCUCAAUGUAAUUCACCAUAGCUUGUGGGAACUAACUUCAUACUUCCACUAAAAAUCAAUGCAAAAGUAACUCAGAAAAGUAAAGUCCUAAAAAAGAUCUAACAUAAUUUGUUUGCAUAUGGUGUCCAGAUACUUUUUGGGACUGUAAUUGAUUUAAACACAUGCAUAUUUAAGCGCUCGGCCAAUCCAGUUGAAUAUGCUUAAAUGCGCAUCAAGGGGGUGAUAGAUUUACCUAAAAAACUGGAUUUUAUAUUAUUCAGGUAAAUUGCUAUAAAUAUACUGACUUUAACAAACUUGCUCCAAUACUGUUGCUCCAAUAAUUGACUUGAAAGAGAAAACUCACUACAGACAUUGACCGAUCACAAUA